AUGAAGUACCUAGCGCUCCUCGCCGCUCUCGCCGCCUUUGUCGCGGCAUCGCCGAGCGAAAACCACCUCCGGCGAAACGACCCGGACGACCUUUUGAUAUUCACCUGCGACCAGAUGCCCGAGGUCUGCCACAACAUGUGCUAUGGCGCCUACUGCGUCGGCAUCGGCACGAGGCUCAAGUACGACAAGCCCGAUUCCACCACCAAGCGCAACCGCCGCAAGGCUGCCGGAUGCAUCGAAUCCGGCGGCAACCGCUGCUCCGUCAAGAAGAAGUACGACAAGGGAUACCAGUGCGACGAGUACCCAUUCGCCAGCACCGCCGUGAUUGGCGGCGGCGAUGAUCAGACCCGCAUCAACAGAUGCGUCCCCGCGGGCGAAAACAGAAAGCAAGGCGGUAUCAUCAACAGCUUCUACCGCAAGACGUACUGCGGCGGCGGGCCCUGCGAGUUCACGGCCAAGUUCUCCAACGCCGGCAACAUCGACAUGUGCGACAGCAUGAACGGCAACACGGACGUGUGCAACGACAAGGACAACGAGGUCGAGGGCCCCGGCUUCGGCGAGCCCGCCAAAGACGGCGACGAGGCCGACGACGGGACCGACGACGACGGCGGCAACCCUGAGCCCGAGGCUGAUGCGCCCAGCUCCAAGAAGAUCAGGCGACGCACCACCAACACGGUGCAUCCCAGGUACCAGACCAGCUCCGGUCUCGAAAUCGAGAUCCCGGGUGGCGCGCGCAUCGGCCAGCGUGCUGUGACGGUUCUGCCGCGGAACGCGACGCUUUGGGAUGAGCAGGCAAAUGAUUAUGACUGGGAUGGGGAUGAGGAUGACGAUGAUGAUGACGAUGAUGAUGACUAUGGUUACAUGAUGGAUAACUUGGAUGUCAGGGACGACACCAUCGUAGCCGAGAUUUCUUAA
Molecule: messenger RNA, 915 nt
Organism: Diplodia corticola
Lineage: Eukaryota; Fungi; Ascomycota; Dothideomycetes; Botryosphaeriales; Botryosphaeriaceae
Product: alcohol dehydrogenase
Exons: 2
Coding region: 1-915 (304 amino acids)
Source: RefSeq, a predicted model, not a curated record